GCGGCGUGCGGCAUGGCAUCAUACGCAAGGGGCGUGACGGAGGCGUGUCAUAACAUAUCAGCGCCACUGUUUCAUGUGUCGAUCGAGCCCGAGAACUGAGCUCUCUCUGUGCUUCACCGGAGUAGACAUAAACAAAUCAUUAAAAGCUAAAGGUGUAGUUUUCUCCAGCAGCACACGCGCUGUCAAGGCUACAUCGGAAGAGUUUAUUGUGGCUAACGGAGAGGAUAGAUCGCUCCUCUGGGAAGACGUCGAAAAGUAACUAAGCCUCACUCGGCCACAGGUAGCUCUUUCGGCUCUGAAUAUCAAAGUACAGGUCAUGCGGGUGUCUUCGGAGGGGCAGAGAGCUGUGAUCCAGUGCUGCUAUUACUGCUAGUGACCCCGGUGGACUGAUCGCUUUUGCCGCAAGCUGAGCAGGAACGACGGAAUAAACAUGUCCCGAAGAAAGCAGAGCAAACCCCGGCAGAUCAAACGCUCUAUUGGGGAUCUUAAUGGAGGUGAGGAUCCAUCUGAUGAUGUAAGCAUGUCAGGAGAGGAGGGCGGAGCUUCAGACCAGGAGGACUCUGCAGAGUGUGACGGUUCAAGUCCACCUUCAUUUACACCACUUUAUAACGAAGAGCCAAGAACCCACGAGUCCCUGGCGGUGCCGGAUGAGAGUGAGGAAGAUGAGAAAGGACCAAAACACUGUACAGAAGAUGAGGAGGAGGAAGAGGCAGAUGGGGAAGGGGAAUCCCAGUGGAACGGCCCAGAUGAUCUUAUGUUAAGCGGCGGUGCUGAUGACUUCAAGGUCCUGGCCCUCAGGGACUUGUCAGAUGACACCGUGUGGGGUCCGUUUUCUGGCAGCAUCCAAUCAGAGGAGACCACAGAUGGACCUGCCAAUGAGAGGCCUGUAAUGUCUCUGGAGUGUGAGGAGGCAGACUGCUGGCUCAAAAAGAUUCCUGUGACCUCAAGCCCCACAGAGUCAAACUGCACCAUCUACAAUCAGGGAGGAGAGUUAUUCUGUAAGCUGACGCAGGAGCUGUCCAGUGGAGAUGCACUUCUUGCAACGCUGUCCUGCUCCGUCGCGGAUCAGUCUUCGGGGACUCAGACCCAGAGCGUGCGAGUGAAGGAGGAGCCUGCGUACCCCGCUGCUCUGCACUCUGAGAUCCAGCUCCUCCCUCAACAGGCUGGCAUGGCUGCCAUCUUAGCAACUGCUGUCGUUAAUAAAGACAUUUUCCCUUGCAAAGACUGUGGGAUUUGGUACAGGAGUGAGAGAAAUCUCCAGGCCCAUCUUAUGUACUACUGUGCAAGCCGACAGAAGCAGCCGACCUCGGCCUCUCCUCCACAGGACAAGCCUAAAGAUUCAUAUCCUAACGAGAGGCUGUGUCCAUUCCCACAGUGCAACAAAAGCUGCCCCAGUGCCAGCUCUCUGGAGAUUCACAUGAGAACGCACAGUGGAGAGCGUCCAUUUGUGUGUUUGAUUUGCCUGUCGGCUUUCACCACUAAGGCGAACUGUGAGCGGCACUUGAAGGUUCACACAGACUCGCUGAAUGGUGUGUGUCACGGCUGUGGUUUCAUCUCCACAACGCGAGACAUCCUGUAUAGCCACCUGGUUACCAGUCACAUGGUUUGCCAGCCUGGCUCUCACAGUGAGGUGUACUCACCCAAACUGCCUCUGGCUGCAGGUUUGAGUCCAGGAGACUCUGGCAUUGUUCUGAAAUGUCAAGUGUGUGGCUACUCUGCCGACACACCUGCCCUACUUCAGCAGCAUGUCCACACACACCUGGAAGUGAGGGUUCCAGCUGAGAGGAGCCCUGUGCCUCGCCAGAGCAGUCCUCCUUCCUCUGAGCUUCCAGAGCUGCAAGAGACGGAGCCUGCUGCCUGUGUGCCCCGACCAGACUCCUCCAGCCCAGGAGCCAAUGGCAGCUCGGCCUCUCAAGGCUGCAGUCCCCUCAACCAACUUAAUAUCAAAGAGGAGCCACAUUCAGACUACGAAAAUGACUCAAAGGAAGAAGAACAGGCGGGCAGUCCUCAAGGAAAUGCUGUGGAGGCAAGCUCAUCUCAUUCUGCUUCACCUAAGAGCCCCACGGUGGUGGCGGUUAAGACGGAGCCAGCCAGUCCCACUCCAGGUUCCAGUCCCGUACACCCUGGAACUGGCGGUUCAGUUCUCCCUGGAGGUGCAGUGUUCUUACCGCAGUACAUGUUCAAUUCUGAGGCUGCCAUAAUGCCACAAGCGUCUGAGAUCCUAGCAAAGAUGUCUGAGAUGGUACACAGUAGGCUUAAACAGGGACAAGGACCAGCAGCCGGACAGCAGAGCUUCUACCCACCAGGCUCUCCUGCUAGCGUUCACAAAGGAGCCACUUGCUUUGAAUGUGACAUUACAUUCAACAACAUCAACAACUUCUACGUCCACAAGAGGCUUUACUGCUCCAGCAGGCAUCAGCAAGGUGAGGCAGCGGGUCUAAUGAAGGAAGGGGCGGUCACAUCAGCUGCUCCUCCUGCCGCUCACGCUGCUUCACCCCAGGCCAGACCGGUCAGCCGCGCGGCUUCGGCCUCUCCUAGCUACCCUGACCCUGCCCCAGGAGGCACGGCCUCGGAGCCCAAGUUAGUGGAGGUGAAAACUGAGGAUCCAGGGCUGAAAGAGGCCACUUGCUCGUCGUCCUCAGAGGGAGAGGGACCUGGGGCUGGGCAGGCCAGCGAGGGUAGCCAAAGUCCUAGUGGCUCCGCUGAAGACCAAGACGAUGAUCCCACUCGCACCUUCUGCCAGGCCUGCAACAUUCGAUUCAGCCGCCAUGAUAACUACAUUGUCCACAAGCGAUUCUACUGCGCCUCGAGACAUGAUCCCUCCAACCAGCGGGCCAAUUCUGGUAAGGCCGCCUUCCUUCCCCAACCUAUCCGCACACGCAAGCGCAAGAAGAUGUAUGAGAUCCACAUGGCUCAAACUGAGGCUUUGGCCAAUGCCACUGCGUUGCCGGCAGCAACGAGUCUGGGGGUGAAACAAGAGGGCCCUUCCGUUCCUCCAUUGCCCCAAGUAUCCACCCCAACACGCAGCUCAAGUCCUGAAGGUGAUGGACCCAUCGACUUGAGUAAAAGACCCAGACUAAGAGAAAGCCAGAGAGGGGGCAGCAUUCCCGCUCUGCCCCUUACUGAUUACCACAAGUGCACCGCCUGCAGCAUUAGCUUCAACAGCAUCGAGAACUACCUAGCCCACAAGACCUACUACUGCCCUGCAACAACCCUGCAACCGCACACUAUGGAACAGCUUACCCGGUUGAAGAGACCUGCUUCCACUUCCCCAAAGAACCGAGCAGUGGACGUGCACCCUGAUGCCAAAGGGCUUCAGACGGGCAAAACCGCAGCGGUUCUGCAUCCAUCUGCCCUACCUGGCUCUGAAUCCACUCCUCCACAUGUGCAGGGACCAAAGACCCCCAGCACCUCCCCAGUGGUGUGUCCUUAUUGCCCUCCCAACAGACCGCUGACCUGUGAUCUGAUGGAGCAUUUUAAAACGACUCAUGGUCUGGUGCUCACACUACAACAACAUCCCGAGUCAACACAGUCCUCUGGAGUCAGUCCUAGUCCUAGCCUUAGCCCACGGGAAGGAGCUCCUCUCACCCCUCCUAAAAAACCAAGCCCUCGGCACCGUAAGGACAGCGUGAAUGGCCGGAGCAUUAAGGUGGAAGCAACAUCUCCUUCCUCACCUGUGCUUAAUGGAAGUCCGUUAGAACCCCAGUCUGUGGGGUCUGGUUCUCCGAAAACCGCACCCCCUGCCCUCUCCCCUACAGGAGUAACUGUGUCACCUGUGCCUGAAGCGCUAAGAGAGGUGGGGCAGCUAGGCCACACCCCAUUACCCACACUCCUCCCUGAAAAGGCAGGCCUUGCUGUAAGCCACGUCCACACAACUCUGUCCACACCUAAAACACCCCUCGCCUCUCCUCUGCAGAACGGGAACACCCGCUACUGCCGGCUGUGCAACAUCAAAUUCAGCAGCCUCUCCACUUUCAUUGCACACAAAAAAUACUACUGUUCCUCUCACAGUGCCGAACAUGUCAAGUGAGCCCUCUACCCAGUUAAUUCUGCCAUUCCUCUCAUGCAUAGAAGUGCCAAUCACGGCACUGCCCGAUCAGAGCAUGAUAGCGGGACUGUUACUAGCCAGAUACGGAUGUCUUCACGCCGACCGCGUUAUCUGGUGUUGUUACUAUCGUAACUUAUUACACGUUAUGGGUCAAGUUUGUAUUACACUAAGAGAUGAGACUACCUGCACAGAAUGUGCCCCACUGACCUAUUCCCUCAUCCACGCAGAUUCUUCUUUCAUCUGUAAGUUUAAAAAUCUGCUGAUGGAAAUAACAUCUUGCCCUUUUGAAAAAGCUUUUAAUCAGUCCUAAGUUUUGAUGUUCAUUUUAAUCAACAAUGGCAUUGUAUAUUGAUAAAAGAUUGUUUGACUGAGCCAUUUUUGUUUUGUUUUAAAUCGCUGAUUUGGGGUUAAUUCUGACCCCUAGUGGAGGUCUUUAUAGAACCCGGUCUGCAGAUUUUUGUCAAUACACUGACUCAGAAAAAAAAAAAUGGAGUAAAAUCUUGAGUAACCCAGUUGAAAUUGGUGUCAUCUAGUUACCAGUUCAAGUUGAAAGUUUUUGAAUGAUAAAAAAUGUGAAGAAACUAUUUAUCAUCGAUCAUCCUCAUACAUUUCAUGUGAGUUAAAUACUACCUAUUUUCUUUUGAAAGAAAGACUUUGUUUUUGUUUUCAUACUGUCAAAAGGAACCAUUUCAAUCUACAGUGUGGUGUUUUUCUUGGUUCUUGCAUAUGAAAAUGUGUCAUAUUUGAAUUUUUUGCAUUGAUCAUUUGGACUUGAGAGGAAAUUCUGUAAGUGUUGGUCUAGUAAGGGAGAAGACGGCACACACUGUACUGUCUCAGUAUUUGGUCGUUGCUUCCAGACAGACAUUUUCCAUCAGAUGGAUGUGCAUUACGGAUCUAAGGACUGUCUUGGGGUUUUAGGGUUUGGAUUUGUCUGGAACAGUGUAAGAUGUUUGUUGUCUCUAGUCACCAGCUCACCUUGCCGAAUGCAAAACUCACUGAUUCAAAUCCAUAACCCUUUUGACCUGCUGAAAAAGUGCCAUCUGUACUCUAGACGAACCGUCAUGGACAUGCAAAGAAAAGCAUGUUUGUUUGGUCUUUGUUUCGUUUUCUUUUUAACCUUGAAAUGAAGUAUAGCAUAGAAUAGAUUCACAUCAAUGUCUUGCACACUGCUGAAUGAUGUUGAAGGCCACUGAAAGCAAGAGAAUUUGAAACUGACUCAUUGCUCGUAUUGCUUCUUUCUUAAACUGGCAACCCAGUGUCGCUCUUGUCCUUCUCUCGUUCGCUCUGUUUCUCUCUCCCUUUCAAUUUUGCAUUCUCAAUGAUGACUCAGUGAUGUUUUAUGCUCAUUUACAUGUGCGUGUAUGUUGAAAAGAACAGCGUCAUGCAAUCUAUCCUCCUGUGCAGGCUACCUUGGCAAAGCCUUAACAAAGACUCUUGUCAAUAUGUCUGAAACAACGGGUCACUUUCUUCCACAAUGCUCGUCACUCUCCUCCACUAAGUGGACUUUGUGUAUGUUACCAGUGGUGUUUCCCAUUUCCUGUGUUACAAAAAAGCAACCUCAGUCGUCUCUGUGGUAAGAACAGAAACGAGUGCAAACGAGAACAGUUUAAAUUUCUCUAUGCUGUUGUGGGUUUGAAACGGUGCUGCACCCGUCGUGAACUCGCACAGAGGCGUUUACAAUUCCAUUGUUUUAUCAUUUAGCGACUGUCGCAAGUCCAAAAGACCAGUGCUGAAAACCUUUGACCUUUCCAGAUCCCUUUUCUAUUGCACUGUGUUGUACAAAAAAUGCUGAAUGUUUUAGUUUUAGAAGCUUUUUUUGUAUGUAUUUAUGUUUUUACAGCACUUUUCCUUGUCCAAACCUAUCCCCGAAGGACUUAAUCGUGAAUUUAGAACAUUCUAAAACAAAUGAAAGGUAAUUAUAAUACUUUGUGAAUAAUUAAAAAUGUUGAUGGAAAAAUAAUGAAUGUCAACCUUUUUCUUUGUUUUUUGUUUUUCUGUUUUUUUGUUUUGUUUUGUUUUUUUCAGCUACAAAAAGUUCCACUACACACUUGUCCAAACUAUGCAUGGGAAAUAAAGAGUCCAGAAGGACAUUCAAAGUGCAAGAGAACUUGUCGUACUCUUCUCUCUCUAAGUAGUUUGUAGACUGUGAUGCAAUACACAUUCUGCGUUCUGGGAACUUUGCAUAACAUUGUUUUUUUAUGAAGUGAUUUAUUUAUUUUUCUCUUUGGCUCAACCAUUUGACACAGUGUUUGUAUUGGUGGCGUAUUUUACUUUUAUGUGUAUGAGAAUAAUAAUCAAAGGGAUAGUUUGCACAAAAAAUUGAGCCAUUUUAAUUUUUUUUAGUAAAAAUAUUUAUUUAGAAGGAUAUCCAGACUGCUUUUUCUAGAGUGUUUUUUGUUUUGUUUUUUUACACUGUG
Molecule: messenger RNA, 6465 nt
Organism: Onychostoma macrolepis
Lineage: Eukaryota; Metazoa; Chordata; Actinopteri; Cypriniformes; Cyprinidae
Gene: zfpm1
Product: zinc finger protein, FOG family member 1
Exons: 9
Coding region: 431-4030 (1199 amino acids)
Biological process (GO): positive regulation of transcription by RNA polymerase II; erythrocyte differentiation; heart development
Cellular component (GO): nucleus
Molecular function (GO): RNA polymerase II-specific DNA-binding transcription factor binding
Source: RefSeq, a predicted model, not a curated record